This is a messenger RNA of Lodderomyces elongisporus, 1440 nucleotides long. RefSeq lists its product as uncharacterized. The transcript has a single exon. Lineage: Eukaryota; Fungi; Ascomycota; Pichiomycetes; Serinales; Debaryomycetaceae. The record is from RefSeq and is a predicted model, not a curated record. Gene Ontology annotation, cellular component: nucleus. Gene Ontology annotation, biological process: regulation of DNA-templated transcription. Bases 1 to 1440 code for a protein of 479 amino acids. Gene Ontology annotation, molecular function: DNA-binding transcription factor activity; transcription cis-regulatory region binding.
AUGACAGUCAAGCCUCAUGAAAGCAAAAGACGAAAAGUACGAUCAUCGUCUCAACUUCAGGCAUCGAAAUCAAAAUCAGAUGGGCUAAUGGCACACAAUGAUUUGUUUCAUGACGGAAAAUCUAUGAAGCCGAACAAUGUUGACUUAUUGAAUGAAGAAUUGGGAUUGGAGCAUGGAGCUAAGCUUGAGGCUAACAAGUCAGCCACCGUAAAGAAAAAUGGCGUACUUCGUAGCAACGCUAAAACAUUAAAGGUGGGUGAUGUUAUUGAAGAGAGUAACAACAACAACAACAACAACAACAACAAAACAAAUGAAACAAAUAAAAUUAGCAAGACAAACGAGAAUGUUGAAAACUAUACCAUCUCUAGAGAGCAAUUUCUCAAAAACAGUUACAGGAACGUAAUAGGAAUUGAUGAGCUUGUGUCUAUUGCAUCCAAAAGGGCCGAAGAAUGGUAUGAAUCACAGAAAGUACAGGUUGAGGACAAUAAGAAGUCGCGACCGUUCUCAUCAAUGGAAGAUGAUAUCAUUGACAGUUACUUGAAUGGGGUAUGUUAUUUCAAUAAUAAUUGGACGAGACAGCAACUAUGUGAACGAAUUUGGAGCGAAGAGCGCAAAGUUGAUAGCUUUUGGAAGAAUAUAUAUAAAAUUUUUCCAUACAGAUCGAAAUCGAGUGUUUACAAACACGUGAGACGACGGUAUCACAUUUUUGAUUUGCGUGCAAAAUGGUCUGAGCAGGACGAUGAAAAAUUGAAGGAAUUGGCAUUAGUGCAUCCUGGUAAAUGGAAACAAAUUGGUGAACUUUUGGGAAGAAUGCCAGAAGAUUGCAGGGACCGUUGGCGUAAUUACAUCAAGUGUGGAACCACUAGAGCCAAGAAAAGAUGGUCACCUGAUGAAGAACAAAAAUUGAUAACAAUUGUCAAUGAAAUGAUAUACACUUUGAAGGACCUGGAUUAUAAUGAUGAAAACAACGGCAACACUAUGGACGAAAACAAGGACAAAAACAAAAACAUUAACGAUGAUACUAACUCCAUUUCUGACUCUAAUCCCAUAUGGAUCCCAAAUGCAAAGGAUGUCAAUUGGACCAUUGUUAGUGAGAAAAUGAAUGGUGUCAGAUCUAGAAUACAAUGUAGAUACAAAUGGCUUAAGCUAAAUGAAAAAUCAAGCGUGAUUUCAAAACCGGGAAUGGGUCAAGAUGAUAUAGUCUGGCUUUUGAAGCAAAUCAAGAAACUGAAAGUGCUAUCAAUGAAUGAUAUCAAGUGGAAGAAAAUUGUGAAGAAAUAUACAAAGGAAAGACCAGCUGGAAUAAGAUGGACUAAAGAGGACUUUGAAAACGCCUUGAUAUUGCAGAGAGCCAGUGAUGAUAAAGCAUCUGAACAUGACUUUCAAAAAAUGAUUAAUAAUAGGCUCUCUGAAUUGGAAAAAGUACAUUCUGUAACAUAG